CAUAAACACACCAAGCUGUUUUAGCUGCCUCCUAUCUACGCAGCCAGACUCGUUGCAAAUCCGCCUGUGGUAUAGCUGUAGACAAUGGCUGUAACGUCUUUCAUUAUUCGGUAGCAUAACGACACUUACGACUGUACGAUGCCGCGCAUUCAAUACUUGCCGCGAGACUCCCUCGAGCUAGCAUCUCUCGCGUCCUCGGAACACUCUGCGCGCAGCUCAAUAGAGUCGUCAGCGUCGGGAAUAGCCUCUUCACGAAAGCUCUCCUUCGACGAAGAAGAUCCACUCUCCGAACGGAAUCCAGCGGCGGCGCGCAACCGAUCGUACUCGGUCAAUUCAACAUUUGACUUCUCCGCAAACCUCUUUCCUCUCUCGAGUACAGCCGUUGGCUAUACAGCACUCGGCGCGCCCUCGUCCACGUCACUAGACCCUACACACAACCUGAACGGAGGUUCUUUGGAGAAGAACAAGACCCUGACCUACUUGAAUGGCCUGUCACUGGUGAUUGGGAUCAUCGUUGGUUCCGGGAUAUUCUCGUCGCCAGCUCAGGUGAACAAGAACGCGGGAUCACCCGGUGCGUCGCUCAUUGUAUGGGUCAUUGCAGGGCUUCUUACCUGGACGGGAGCUGCCAGCUAUGCUGAGCUGGGAGGUGCUAUUCCGUUGAACGGAGGCGCACAGGUAUAUCUUUCAAAAAUCUUUGGCGAACUCGCAGGCUUCGAAUUCACAUGGUGCGCCAUAUGUGUUCUCAAACCAGGGUCUGCCGCUAUUGUUGCUAUAAUAUUUGGGGAGUAUAUCGUAAGAGCUGUCAUUGGGCCAGACGCCAUGGCGACCAGCAUAUGGAUCAGCAAGGGUAUUGCUCUGGGAGCGUUGGUCUUGGUCACAGCGUUGAAUUGUGUCUCUACGAAGCUCGGCACACGGUCCGCAGACGUGUUCAUGUUUUUCAAGUUCGUCGCAUUACUCGGAGUUACUGUGAUUGGGAUUGUGGUUGCGGCAACGGGAUUCACAUGGAAAGGAGAGCCUAGCGACGAAUGGAAGACUCACGGAUGGUUCGAAGGUACAAACAAGGAUGUCUCGAACUGGGCAGUUGCUAUAUACGCAGGUCUGUGGGCGUUCGAUGGAUGGGAUAAUGUCAACUACGUUACGGGUGAAAUGGUUAACCCGCAUAGGGACCUUCCUCGCGUUAUCCAUACAUCUAUACCAAUCGUCAUCGUGUCCUACAUCCUAGCCAAUGUGGCGUACUUCUUCGUUCUCCCGAUGGACGUGAUCGAAUCGAGCAACACUGUGGCAGUCACAUUUGGGGCAAAAGUGUUUGGUCCGGUCGGCGCGUUCUUCCUAGCAUUGAUAGUUGCGGGUAGCUGUUUCGGGGCGCUCAAUGCAAACUGCUUUACAAGUGGCCGCUUAGCUUAUGCAGCUGGCCAAGAAGGAUUUCUCCCCUCGAUAUUUGGGAAGAUUGGGGUCGGAUCGCGAACGGUGGUCCGUCUUGGAUCGUCGCGGACAUUGAGGUCGAAAGGCAUAGUGGCGCGACUGAUGGCGGACGAGGCAGGACUUUUCUUCACUCCAGUCAACGCAAUGCUGCUCAACACAGUCCUUGCAGCAGUAUAUGUGGUGGUAGGCGAGUUUGAGGCGCUGACGACGUUUUACGGAGUGGCAGGGUAUAUAUUCUACUUUUUCACGGUGCUAGGACUGAUUGUCCUCCGUGUGCGAGAGCCAAAGUUGGAACGGCCGUACAAGACGUGGAUCACAACACCAAUCAUCUUCUGCUGCGUCAGCUUGUUCUUGCUCAGCAGAGCGGUCUUUGCGGAGCCGUUCAAGACAUUGAUUGUUGUGGGCUUCAUGGUGGCUGGUGUGCCGGUGUAUUUCUUCAGGGUGGCACGGAAGAGCAGACGAGAGGGUGACGGACAAGAGAAGGGAUGGUGGAGGUUCUGGCACGGGUGGAGAUGAGUUGUUAUCAGAGAGUGAUGAUAGGAUAUGCACAUUCAUUUAGCAUACUAUGUACAUAUAUGACAUUGCAUGUUGUAUCUGUCGUAGUUGUAAUUAAUGAUAGUACUGC
This is a messenger RNA of Pseudovirgaria hyperparasitica, 2047 nucleotides long. RefSeq names its product amino acid transporter. The transcript is spliced from 2 exons. Gene Ontology annotation, cellular component: membrane. Bases 139 to 1938 code for a protein of 599 amino acids. The record is from RefSeq and is a predicted model, not a curated record. Gene Ontology annotation, biological process: amino acid transmembrane transport. NCBI's taxonomy places the organism in Eukaryota, Fungi, Ascomycota, Dothideomycetes, Acrospermales, Acrospermaceae. Gene Ontology annotation, molecular function: L-amino acid transmembrane transporter activity.